AUGUGUCUAAUAUUGGAGGUAUCUUAUAGGGAGGUCUGUUUAAUUUUUCAGAUUUCAUACAAUUACAACUAUGGCCAAUUUGGAGAAUGGCUAAAAACACAAAACAUUAGCGUCGACUUGAUAACCCACCCAAAUCUUGUGCUCACAAAGAGAGACCCACCACUAGCCUUACUUGCCUCUUUGUGGUUUUACAUGUCUCCACAACCCCCGAAACCGGCUAUGCAUGAUAUAAUUCUCGGUCAAUGGAAUGCUGGUAGCGAAAACGAAGCAGCGGGGUAUUCCGGCCCCGUCUUUGGCCCUACAAGCCUUAUAAUUAAUAAUGAAUGUACUGGAGAAGAUCCAAUAGCCCCAGGAGGCGGUGGAGAGAAUCGGAGGAUUCGGGCGUUUAAAUGGCUUUGCAACUAUUUUGGAGUUCCUGUGGAUAGGAAUGAGUCUACGCUUACGUGCAAAAUUAAGUUUUAA
Molecule: messenger RNA, 462 nt
Organism: Meloidogyne enterolobii
Lineage: Eukaryota; Metazoa; Nematoda; Chromadorea; Rhabditida; Meloidogynidae
Source: the annotation of a GenBank genome assembly